This is a messenger RNA of Owenia fusiformis, 1520 nucleotides long. The record is from the annotation of a GenBank genome assembly. Lineage: Eukaryota; Metazoa; Annelida; Polychaeta; Sabellida; Oweniidae.
GUAUGUUAGGUCCGGGCUCCUGGGGUUACAACUACACAGAUUGAGAAAGGAUAACUUAAUGAAUAAGAACUUGGAUAACAAUGAUUUAUCUCUCAAUUAUAAAGUAUCAUACACGUCUGAUAUAUCCAAACAUUUUGAAUAUUGUUUAUUGUUAAUUACCAAAACAAGAGAGGCGUGAUUAAUGGGAUAUUUGUAGAGAUUUCAAGUCACAAUUUGAUAUUUAAGAAUCAAGAAUUUUGAUUAAUGGAAUCAAUAACUAUUUUAUGAGAUAAAAUAGAGUUCGAUGCUUUGGAUAAACUGAAGAUUAUAAGAAGCAGCGUUACAAACAGCAACCUUUGUGAACAGUCUGAUAUAUCUGUAAACGGAGAAAUGUAAAGAUUGGUGGAAUGUCGUCCCUGAGAGAGAAGCUGAGAGAGGAGGGCAGUAUCGCUCCAAUUGAGUCAAUCAAACCAAUGAGGCAUUAUGAGAGAGUGGUUCUAAGUCGUCCUAUAAAGACUCCACAUAUUGAUGACGUCCCAUCUUCAGUGGACCCUCUGGAUAAAGCCCUAACUAUCGAACUACGGGCGCAACAAGUUUUUAAAAUAGGAACGAAAGGUCCAAAUGAAGCAAAACUGAUGCUUCCGGCUGAUGUUGUGUUUAAAGAUAAUGGGCACAUAAUCGUCGCAGAUAAAUGCGGACUGAGUAUUUUUGACGAGGCUGGUGAGUUGGUGAAACUGUGUAAACGGCUAAAGAGUAUCAAACGAGUGUGUUUGACAAAGGACAACAAAAUGGCUGUCACGGCAUAUGAGGAUCCCGCGAUUAAGAUUUUGACAAUGGAAGGGAGAAUGAUUACACAGUUUGGCGAAGAAGACCUUGUUGAGCCCGUCGCCCUUGGUACAAACUCUAAGAACGAAUUCAUCAUAACUGAUAAAGUGAAGCACAAGAUAAGCAUUCAUGACUCAGAAGGAGCUUUGGUAAAACAGGUUACAUCGUUGGACACCGUUCAACAGCGUGAUUUAUCAUAUUACCUUGCGAUUGACCGAAACGAUAGAAUCAUUCUCUCUGACUGUAAAAACCAUUGCGUGAAAAUAUUCAACUCGAAUGGUGACUUCAUGAAAAAGUUUGGUUGCUAUGGACGUACCAAGGGUCAGUUGAGGAAUCCACAUGGAGUCUGUGUAGACCCACACGGUAAUAUCAUAGUGGCUGAUGGGGGGAACCACAGAGUGUGUAAAUUCACUAGCGAUGGACAGUUCAUCUCGCAUGUAUUGCUACACGAAGAUCUCAUGGGGGAACCACGGAGCAUCGCCGCGGAUGGAACAGGAAGACUCGCAGUGACAUCUUAUGGAAUGGCCAGCCCUCCUUCCAUCCAGAUGUACCAAAUAUAUAAAUAAAAGUGAAUGUCUAGGAGAAACAUUAUGGAGGCCAGUCUUAAUUUUUUAAACCUGAUAUAUUAAAGAUAUAUUUCCAAACAUUUUGGGAGAGUGUACAUGUAUAUUAUGAUACAUUCUAAACAUUUUUAUCUUUCAUUUCAUUGGGUUAGA